CGCCGCGAUGUUCGGGGCGCAGCAGCCGCUGCAGCCGCCCGCGCUGCCCCCGCACCUCCAGCAGCAGCACCAGCACCACUACUACCGGCGGCAGCAGCACUACAGCACCCUGCCCGCCCGCCGGCCCUGCCCCGAGCCGCCGCCCUGCCCCGAGCCCCCGCCGUGCCCGGAGCCGCCGCGGCCGCUGCCCUGCCUGGACCCCGCUCCGCACCCGCAGGACGUGGCCUACGACCGGGUGCGCACCUACGGGCCGGGCUGCCGCCGGCUCAGCACCUCCUGCUCCUCCCGGGCCGCCUCGCCGCUGGACUGCGGCCACGGCUGCGACCCGCCACAGGGCACCAUCCGCAGGAUCAUUAUCGAGAACCCGGACCAGGAGCCAUUAUCCCCUUUUCUUAGAGGGGCCAGUUUCUCUCCUGGAAAUAAUGUCAUCUAUGAAAAAACAAUAAGAAAAUAUGAGCUAUUAAAUCCCCUCCAAGAGCGGCAGUUCCCGGUGUGCCCGCCGGAGCCGUGCCCGCCGCCCCCGGUGACACAGCAGUGCCAGCAGACACAGACGGGCAGUCCCUGCGAGCUGUGCCCGGGCCCGGGCAGUGACGAGUGCCGGGGACACCCCGUGAGGAGGGGCACGGCCGCCCCAGAGCUGGUGAGCUGCCCCCAGGACAGCCCCGAGCAGCUCGACUGCCGCUUCUUUGGGGAGCUGCUGGCCGAGCUGCACCGCAAGAGCAACGACCUGUACAGCUGCCUGCUGCAGCACGUGGAGAAGAUUGGGACAAGGAACCACGACAUCGAAUUCACGUGCCAGACUGAAGAUGUUGAAGAAUUAAUUCCCAAAGGACUGUCUGAGGCAACAAAGCAGCAGAUUCGUUAUCUCCUGCAGAUGAGAGCGACAUCGGACAAAUCCCUGAGACUUGUGCUUUCCACCUUCAAGAACCUGCGGGAGGAGCUCUGCCAUCUGCAGGAUGACCUGGGGAAGCUGGAAACUGACAAUAUCUUGCUGAAGAAGGAUCUGGCUUUUAAGGAUUCCCAAGUGAAAGAAUAUGAAACAAUGCUGGCUUCUCUGAGAGAGAACAAUCGUCAGCAGCAGCAAGGGCUCAGGGACAGCACUGCCAAGUGCCGCUCGCUGGAGGAGCAGCUCCUGUCCCUGCGGCUCAGCGAGGGCGACAAGGACUGCCAGCUGAAGGAGCUGGAGUACAGCAAGAGGGCCCUGGAGCAGGAGAUCCAGAGCCUCAAGCUGCAGAGCUGCUCCAGCCCGACGCUGCAGACCACGACGGACGAGCUGUCCAGCCGAUAUGUGGAGAUGAUCAACAACCUGAGGGAGGACAAGGACAGGGAGAUCCGCAGCCUCAGGUCCCAGCUGUGCCAGUUCCAGCAGGACAUAACCAGGAGAGAGGGGAGCAACAGCGACUUGCAAAUGAGGCUGCACGAACUGACCUCGCUGCUGGAGGACAAAGAGGCUUUUAUUAAACAACAGCAAGAGGAGCUCUUCAGACUGAAGCAUGACAAGUUUUCGGGCAGUCAGUCCCCUGGGGUGACAGCCAUCAUCACCAAAAAGUACAGGAAUCAGUAUCCUAUUCUGGGUCUCCUGUCUGAUGACUACAAGGUCACAUCACCUGUCAAUAAAUCACAAACGAUUGUAAUUGAGAGGACGGGAGAGAUCUGGAAACAUGUAAGUUACCUGGAGAGGGACUGUUCCCUCUGCAGUCCCUGAGUGUUCAAUUUAACUUCAAAGCAAAUGUUCCCCAAACUGAGAGCUCAGCGAUGCCCUCGUGGUAAUUUAACUGCAAAAAGCAAAGUGACUGCAGCCAGGGAAGUGCCCUGGCCUUUGGAGCAGGCAGUAAUUGGUGGGUGUGGUAC
This is a messenger RNA of Zonotrichia leucophrys gambelii, 1851 nucleotides long. RefSeq names its product POF1B actin binding protein (gene POF1B). The transcript has 14 exons. Lineage: Eukaryota; Metazoa; Chordata; Aves; Passeriformes; Passerellidae. The record is from RefSeq and is a predicted model, not a curated record. Gene Ontology annotation, molecular function: actin filament binding. Bases 8 to 1705 code for a protein of 565 amino acids. Gene Ontology annotation, biological process: epithelial cell morphogenesis; actin filament organization; bicellular tight junction assembly. Gene Ontology annotation, cellular component: adherens junction; bicellular tight junction; actin filament.